CAGAGCCGCCCGGGUCUCCUCAGAGAAGAGGAUCAGUCACCGGAGAGAGGACCGGCGUUAACCGAGGAAAAGGUGAUAAAGUGGACCGUUAAUCUACGAACUGUUGGACUAUACCGGAAAUAAAACUCCAGAGUAGAAGAAGAAGUGUUCAAACCUCUGCUAAGCUAACGUCAGCGCUGCUUUUAUUUAAAGACUUUUCUCCUAAAAGGACAAAAUGCUCAGCUGGUGCCUCGUGUUGAUUUUAUCUGCCUCCGUUUUCUCAGAGUCGCAGGUGAGGGAGACGGAGACAUGGAUGCCCAUGAAGACCACGCAGACCACCGCCAUGUCGACGACACGCCGUGACGACCAGGAGUCAUCGGGAGACUCCCCCAAUGGCUCCGACUUUGGCUUCACAGACGACGAGGACGACGCGUAUAAUGAUGGAGAUGACGACGACGACUACUACACCGACUCGUACGAGAGCGAGAUGAAUGUCAAGGAUGACGACGACGACGUCAACGAUGAAUACACCGACUCGUACGAGUACAGGGACAGCCUCAAGGAUGACGACGACGACUACGAUGACGACGAGUUCUCAGGAUCAGGCGAUGGAGCAACUACAGUGCCACCUCAGCGGGAGACCAAGACGUCAGCCAAGCCUAAUGUGAACGACAACAAGAUCCCCGAGGUGGAGCGCCCGGUGCGGCCGACCAUCAACGAGGUGGAGAUCGUCCAGAACAGCAACGAAAUCCCUCUGCUGAGGAACCAGGGCCAGAGCAGCGAGGAGCACCCAUCUAAUGUCCUCAUGUCCCACGCCACAGACGACAGCAUCUUCAACAAGACAGAAGUCCUCGCAGCUCUGAUCGCAGGCGGCGCCGUCGGCCUGAUGUUCGCCGUCCUCCUCAUCCUCCUCCUCAUCUACCGCAUGAAGAAGAAGGACGAGGGCAGCUACGAGCUGGGAAAGAAGCCCAUCUACAAGAAAGCCCCCACCACGGAGAUCUACGCAUAGACCCUGACCCGUUAAAACCCCAAUCAGUGCCUCGUCAUCAUACCUCCUCCUCCUGGCUCAGGAGAGACCGUCUCCCUGACAACAACAUUGAUCGACUGACUCUGCCCCUCACGUCUGCUUAUUUCAUAACUGGUGCUCUCUUAACCAAUCAGAGGCUUUCUUGGUCCACCUGUCAGUCUCCAAACAAGCAUAAAGGAGCGACAGGAUUGGACGUCUUCAGCUCCGGUGAACGGCGGCCAUAUUUUUGUAUGUUUUUGUCCCCAUGUCAUGAAAAAACAAGCAGAACUUUAUCUCCUCUUCCUGUUGAAACACUAACACUGUGCAAUGAUGGUACACGUAAAUCCAGUUAUUUAUUCUCUGUCUCUUUCCUGGACUGAAGCUUCACCACGACUCUAGCAGGCCAUUUUUCUGUGGACAUGUUUAGGUUUUUGCAUAAUUCUUUUAAUGCAGAGAGAUUUGAGCUGUUUUCUAUUAAAGAAACCCUCUUUUGGGCAAGAAGUGACUUUUUAAAUUGGUUUAAAUCUAAAGAAAGAAGUGAGAGAUUUGAUUGAUAAUCCUCACCGUGCUUCUUUAGGGGUCAGGAAGUUUUUGCAAAUCAUUCACUUGAUGCUUUCUGCAUUUUUAGAUGCAGCAGAAUCAUUAAAUUGACCUUAAAAGACUUUAAAUCUCCAGCCUUCUGCUGUGUUUUUGUGUCUCCUCAUGCGGGAGAAGUCCCGCCAGUCUGGCACGUAGCACCAGAUAAGUAAGCUAAAGUAAUCCAGAAGAGGAAUUUGCAAAUACUGUUGGACCCGGGUCACGCUCAAACGCUCAGUAAGAAGCUUCAAACGCCUGCUCCGUGUUUUACCAGUAUGAUACUAACAACCGCGGUGCCUCCAGGGUUUGUUUUCUGUUUUUACGCUGAACUCGACUGAAGUCAAAGCAACUCGCUCCUGCAGGGCGACACACCUACAUUCCUCACACACUCACACACAAACGGCUCGGUCGAACACAAACACCGGGGCUGGAGCUGCUGACCUGCUUCAGCCCCUUAAAGGAAUAGUUUGAUGUUUUUGGGAAAACUUGGAGGCCGUUUUCAUGUAAAUGUGGAUCUGCAGACAGAUAGCUGAGCUUAGCUUAGCUUAGCAUAAAGACUGGAAACAAAGCCUGGAUUGGCUGAAUGAUUAGAAGCUAUUCCAUGACAUUUCUAACUCUGACAUGUGAUCUUAAGUCAUUUGGUAAACAGCAGUGGAUUUUUUCUGAUAUCAAAAUUGCCAAUAUUGAUGAAAAAAUAAUGUUUACGGAUAUUUCUGAGCUGUGAGAUUUAUUGUGAAAAUCUGGGGGAGUUGAUUUCCUGUUGUUUACAGUUUUUGGUCAUCAAAAUUAGAAUAUUUAGAGAUACCAAAGCUUUAAAGAAAUGGCAGAUAUUUUAUAAGAAGGUUGGAUAGAAGAGGAGAGAAUCCCUCAAAAGCUGCCAAUCUUUUUUUAUGCAACUCGGUCAGAAUCAAGAUUUUUUUCUGCAAACUUUUGAUAAUCAAAACUAGAAAUGAUGCAAUAUCUGACACCGUUGACUUCUGUUUCUGUUGUAUCUGAAAGGCUUCGACAUUCUUGCAGCCGUGACAUCUGUACUUCGUCUAAGCUAAGCUAACCAGAGUGUUGGAGUUUUCCCAGAGCAUCAAACGUCCUCUAACCUCCAUGAAGCUUCCUCACUGCCAUAACGUGCUGACAGAUCCGUUUUUAUGCACAGCUGCGAUAAAUUUAUGGAUAUUUUUCCUCUGACGAGACAUUUGAAGCUCUGUGAUCGGAGAAACCGGUAGUUUUUGGUACUUUUCAGUUGUUUUUUUCUUAUUUUGAGUAAUGGGGUUGAUGAUUCCUUGAUAAGCUACUCUCCUGUUAGUUUUCACUCUGGGGUCUCGGAGCGCCGCGGCCCGGUCGGCGCUCACAUUUCUGAUGCAGCAGCGCUCAGACUGCUGGACCAAGGAUCUGUAAAUAGUCCUACCAUUUAAAAAACUCAUAAAAAUAUAAAAAAAAGGUACUUAGCCACAUCCUGGCAACAAAAAUAUCUACCAAAUAUUUAAAUGCCAAAAUGUUUUCCUCUAGUUUGAUUGUUCUCCCGCAGUACCGUUGAUGUGAUUUACUGUAAAUGUCAAUGUUUUGAUACUACCAAUGCUCAUACUAACUCCUCUCAUCAGCCUCCUGUAGAUCCACUUUUAUUUUGUAUUAAUUUAACUGUCAAAUUAUUUUAUUGCCUUCUUUCAGGUCGGGGUUUCUCCCCUUUUUAAGCUGUUGUACAUGUGAUUUUCAAAGUUUUAUAUACACUAGUUUGAGAUUUCAGAGGCAAAUAGUUUUGAAACUUUUUAUUUUGUAAGAGUUUCUAUUAUCUUUUAGACUUUUUGUUGCUUUUUUAUUUAUGUUUUUGUUUGUAGGAUUGCUGAUGUGGUUUGGUGUUCAUCUUGUUGUUCAGGGGAUGUGAGCCGUGCGUCUGCUGCAGACCUGAGCCGAUCAUCGCUGCAGAUGUUUCAAUUAUUCAUCUUUUUAAGGCGGUUUCAUGUUAGAGAUCAGAGCUCACCUGACCCCAAAGUACAGAACUUCCUGAAGCAGCAAUUCACAAUAAAAGCCCCUGUGGCAGACAUCUGAUGGUUAAUGAUUAACUGGUGAGCUCCAGCUCUGGUUUUAUGGUUGAUAAAUUAACAUGAAUGUGGAGAUGUAAGGUCUCUGCCCAGUUAGAAACAUGCUGACACUCAUGUUUAAAGCCUUUUUAACCACAAUAAGUCAAAGUUUAAUCAGGAACACUGUUUCUACAGUCCGUAUGAUGGGCUAGAACUCUUUCCUGCCGGUAAUCAGAAAUAAUUCCCCGCACGUCUUCGUCGGCGCGUUAAUCAGCGACAGGUCUGCAGCCCGAGCACGGAGAGAGAAAUGUUUGUUCUGCUGCUUUUUGUCACAAACACCACAUGUGAAUCACCGAUGGAGUGGAGAAGCCAAUGAAUCAUUGGUUUCUGCAUGCAGGUUCUGAUUUAUUAUUGGAAAUAAACUAUUUUUAUGCACAUUAACAUUUUAAAA
Cheilinus undulatus (humphead wrasse) is the source of this 4024-nucleotide messenger RNA. RefSeq names its product syndecan 4 (gene sdc4). The transcript has 5 exons. Bases 215 to 988 code for a protein of 257 amino acids. Gene Ontology annotation, biological process: cell migration. The record is from RefSeq and is a predicted model, not a curated record. NCBI's taxonomy places the organism in Eukaryota, Metazoa, Chordata, Actinopteri, Labriformes, Labridae. Gene Ontology annotation, cellular component: cell surface; membrane.